AUGGAAGGAUCAGGGGACGAUGCUGCCACGGCAUUGGCGCCGAUAGCGAAGUGGAAGAGCGAGUUCUCUCGAACGUUUCAGUUCUGUUUGGAUCGCUCGAUGCCGCAUAUCACGGAAAGAUGGCUUGGAACGCUUGCCAUUGCAACCAUAUACGUUCUACGCGUCUACCUCUUGCAAGGCUUUUAUAUCGUAUCCUACGCUAUUGGGAUCUACAUCCUGAAUCUAUUGAUUGGUUUUUUGUCGCCUAAGAUUGAUCCUGAACUCGAACUCGGAUACUUGGAUGAAGUCUCAUUGCCAACUAGAGGCUCCGAUGAAUUCAAGCCUUUCAUUCGCCGACUUCCAGAGUUCAAGUUUUGGUACUCAAUAACAAAAGCAUUUUGCAUAGGCUUCAUGAUGACUUUCUUUUCUAUAUUCGAUGUUCCCGUCUUUUGGCCCAUAUUACUCUUCUACUGGAUUGCACUAUUUGUUCUCACCACGAAGCGUCAGAUAAUGCAUAUGAUCAAGUACAAAUAUGUUCCAUUCAGCAUUGGGAAGCAGAAGUAUUCUGGGAAGAAGACAGCUCCCACUGGCACGAGUUUAUCGAUAGAUUAAAAGGGUUGUUUACAUCCUUUUUUUCUGGAAAAGAAUCCAGAAAGCUGCAGCCUUUUUCAAGUUCUAGUUUUCUUUGUUUUUAGAUUUUAGAAUGGAAGUCAUCAAUCACAUGUAUACAUGUCGGGAAUUCAGUUUUUUUUUUCUUCCUAAUGAUGGACUACUAUGUUCCACAUCAAAAAUGGUUAACCUUCUUUCUCCAAGCUUCAUCCUUUGUAAUACUCACUACAUAUUCUUUUAACUGUUUGAGGUUUUAGCCCAUUUCUCCCCCUAUUUUAGCUAAUAAGAAUGUCUAAAAGUUAUUUUGGUUGCAUCGUUGUUUGUUGACCUGAAUGGCGUGAAGAAAGGAUAGAAAUGAAUCAGGAGAAGCUCCCUGGAAAUCUUUUCAAGCCUUGAUAACUCAAUAGUUGAAGCUUUAAAAUUAUUUUAACUUGUCAAUUAUCUGGUGGUUGUAUAAACUGAGUGCAGGGGUAGCAAUGCAA
Molecule: messenger RNA, 1070 nt
Organism: Hibiscus syriacus
Lineage: Eukaryota; Viridiplantae; Streptophyta; Magnoliopsida; Malvales; Malvaceae
Product: protein RER1B-like
Exons: 3
Coding region: 1-591 (196 amino acids)
Biological process (GO): retrograde vesicle-mediated transport, Golgi to endoplasmic reticulum; protein retention in ER lumen
Cellular component (GO): Golgi membrane
Source: RefSeq, a predicted model, not a curated record